Striga hermonthica is the source of this 1710-nucleotide messenger RNA. The record is from the annotation of a GenBank genome assembly. NCBI's taxonomy places the organism in Eukaryota, Viridiplantae, Streptophyta, Magnoliopsida, Lamiales, Orobanchaceae.
AUGGCGAAGGUCCCGAAAUCACAGUCCUCGGUUUUCGUGGAGCCGGUCUAUUCGUCAGUUAUUACGCUGCUCAUCAUAGUUAUGGCUUGCGCGGAGCUCUGCGACGCCGUCACAGUGGUCGACGUGUACCGCCUCGUCCAGUACGAUAUCGCCGGCGUGCCUUUCGGGUCGCGGUUCGCCUCCCUUAACCACCAUGCCGGUUCCUCGAUAUAUUCCUCUUCCCACGGCGCGGUCGCCGAUCUUUCCCGCACCGUGCUUAUUCUACCUGUCCGCGAAUUGAAUCUCACUUUCAUUAGAGAUUAUAUUGGACAGAGGAAGCCAUUAGGUGGUCUGUUACUCCUGCUUCCCCAAGUUUUUAAUCCACAACACUUGAACAAGGGUGGUGGAUCUGAUCAGGACUCUGCACACCUUGUGAAAGAUGUGUUGGAUGAAGUGGAACAGUUGCUUAUACAUGAAAACAUCCCUUAUCCUGUUUACUUUGGUUUUGAAGAUGAGCAUGUUAGUGCUAUGCUUGAUGAUGUCAAGAAGAAUGAUGCCUCUGGUCAGCCGGCGACCGCAACAACUGGCGGCUACAAGCUUGUAGUUGCUGCACCAGAGCCCAGGAAAAUUGCUUCUCCUACCAUAAUAAAUAUUCAGGGAUGGCUUCCAGGAUUAAAAGCCGACGGAGAUUCUAAUCAACUACCAACUAUAGCCAUUGUGGCAGCGUAUGACACAUUUGGAGCUGAACCAGCAUUGUCUGUGGGAAGUGAUAGCAGUGGAAGCGGUGUUGUGGCUCUUCUUGAAAUUGCUAGACUGUUUUCAAUUUUGUAUUCAAACCCUAAGACAAGAGGAAGGUAUAAUUUACUAUUUGCCCUGACAUCUGGAGGACCUUAUAACUACAAUGGAACUCAUAAGUGGCUUCGUAGCAUGGAUCAGCGUUUGCGUGAGACUAUUGAUUAUGCUAUUUGCUUGAAUAGCAUUGGCUCUUCUAGCAAUGAGUUAUGGCUGCAUGUGUCCAAGCCUCCGGAAAAUGCCUACAUAAAACAAAUUUUUGAGGGUUUCUCUAGUGUGUCCGAAGAAUUGGGGCUAAAAGUUGAUCUGAAACACAAGAAGAUUAACAUCUCUAAUCCUCGAGUGGCAUGGGAACAUGAGCAAUUUUCGAGGCUGAGAGUCACGGCAGCAACUCUAUCUAAACUCCCUGUUGCACCCGAUUUCCUGGAAAAUACUGGCAGCCUGUCAGAUAACAGGAAUUUUAUUAAUGAAGCUUCAAUAAGUCGAAGUGUCAAAUUAGUUGCUGAAAGUCUUGCGAGACAAAUUUACGGCCAGCAAGGGAAAAACAUUGAUAUAUUUGCAGAUCAGAGUAGUUUAUCUAUAAAUCCUUCUUACAUACGUUCGUGGGUAGAAUUUUUGUCGACUACACCUCGAGUGGCUCCAUUUCUAUCAAAAGAUGAUCCUCUUAUUGUGGCACUUAAAAAGGAGUUAUCAGACCACACUAUUGAAGUGAAUGUACAGCAGGAGCCAUUAGAUGGGGUGUUCACUUUUUAUGAUUCAAUAAGCGGCAAGCUACAUAUCUAUCAGGUUGCAAGCGUGACUUUUGACUUGCUUUUGCUGCUCGUUCUUGGAUCAUACUUGAUUCUGCUUUUCAGCUUUUUGGUUAUCAUCACCAGGGGUGUUGAUGAUUUGAUUAGUAUUUUCCGGCGCCCAGCUUCCCGCAAAGUCAAAGCAGCUUGA